Molecule: messenger RNA, 447 nt
Organism: Schistocerca nitens (vagrant locust)
Lineage: Eukaryota; Metazoa; Arthropoda; Insecta; Orthoptera; Acrididae
Exons: 1
Coding region: 1-447 (148 amino acids)
Source: RefSeq, a predicted model, not a curated record
AUGGGAAAAACGCAUAUAUGGGAAAAACGCAUAUAUGGGAAAAACGCAUAUAUGGGAAAAACGCACAUAUGGGAAAAGCGCACAUAUGGGAAAAGCGCACAUAUGGGAAAAGCGCACAUAUGGGAAAAGCGCACAUAUGGUAAAAGCGCACAUAUGGGAAAAGCGCACAUAUGGGAAAAACGCACAUAUGGGAAAAACGCACAUAUGGGAAAAACGCACGUAUGGGAAAAACGCACAUAUGGGAAAAACGCAAAUAUGGGAAAAACGCAAAUAUGGGAAAAACGCAAAUAUGGGGAAAAACGCAAAUAUGGGAAAAACGCAAAUAUUGGAAAAAUGCAAAUAUGGGAAAAACGCAAAUAUGGGAAAAACGCAAAUAUGGGAAAAACGCAAAUAUGGGAAAAACGCAAAUAUGGGAAAAACGAAAAUAUGGGAAAAACGCAAAUGUAG